AUGGCCAAUCCAGACUUAGAAGUCCAAGGCACCAUUGACCUUGCAGAAUACAUCUACAGACGGCUGAUCCAGCUUGGUGUUGGGACCAUUCACGGAGUUCCUGGAGAUUACAACCUCACCGCCCUCGACUACAUCAAGCCUCUGGGCCUUACGUGGGCCGGCAAUGGAAACGAGCUCAACUCUGGAUACGCCGCCGACGGCUAUGGGAGAAUCAAGGGAAUAGCAGCCGUCAUCACAGCCUUUGGCGUGGGAGAGCUCUCUGCCAUCAAUGCCAUUGGAGGCGCCUUUGCUGAAAGGUCUCCCGUCGUGCACAUUGUCGGAACGCCCCCCUUGGCAGCCCAAAAGGCCAGGGUGUGUAUGCAUCACACCCUGGGCAACGGCGACUACAGGGCCUUUUCAGAGAUGAACAAGUACCUGACUGUGGCCCAGGCAAGUCUCACUGACGCUGAGACGGCCCCGGCCCUGGUCGACGCAGCCCUCAAGGCAUGUGUCUUGAACAGCCAGCCCGUCUACAUCCUGCUUCCGACCAACCUGGUCCACGCUCAAGUACAUCCUCCAACGGUACCCAUGGAUCUUUCGCAUCCCGCAUACGACGAAGGGUACGAGAACAAGGUGCUGGACACGCUUGUUGAGAAGAUGCAGAGCUCCAAGAAGCCAGUGAUCCUCAUGGACGGACUGACCGCCCGCUUCCACAUCAAUGAGGAAAUCAACGAGUUUGUACGCUUGACGGGCUUUCCUACUCUUUCCCACCCCUUCGGAAAAGGCGUCGUCAAUGAGAACCUGCCCAACUAUUACGGCAGCUAUGAAGGAGCCGUUGGAGACGAGUCCACCAAGCAGCAAAUCGAUGACUCGGACCUUGUACUGAGCUUCGGACCGUUGUACUCGGACGUCAAUUCGAUGGGCUUCAGUUCUGUGCCCCGGCCGGAGGUUACAGUCACCUUUGAGAGUCAUUCUGUCAGAUUUGGAACAGAGGCGGCCGAUCCCCAAGGCCGUGCUCUCCACAUUCAGUCCUUCAUGACGAAGCUGAUCAAGCGCCUCAAGGCCACGGAGCUGCCGAGAAUUCAACCAUUCACCAGGGGUCCUUCUUUCUCGCCUACUCAGCUGCAGAGCCUCAAGCCAGCUGCCGAUGGCGAUGCCAUAAAGCAGGACGAGUUCUGGCUCCGGAUGUCCGAGUACCUCAAGCCCGGAGACCUGCUCGUGACGGAGGCCGGGACGCCCUUUGCGGGCGGCAACACGCUCAUUCUCCCGGAAAAUACCAUCCUGAUCAACUCCUGUCUGUGGCUUUCCAUCGGCUUUACGCUUCCCGCUCUGCAAGGAGCCGCUCUGGCUCAACGAGAACAGCGUCAAGAGGGCCAUAGGGAGGGCGCUCGCACAUCGGGUAGGGCCAUUCUCUUCAUAGGGGACGGAAGCCUGCAAAUGUCCGUCCAGGCCAUUGGCGACAUUAUCAGGAACAGGCUUGAUGCCACCAUUAUUGUCAUCAACAACGACGGCUACACAGUGGAGCGAGUCCUUCACGGCUUCAAGAAAAGCUACAACGAAAUCCAGCCGUGGAGGAACACUCUGGCCCCGAGCUUUUUCGGCGCGCCAGAAGAUGAUCCCGAGUACCCCAUGAUAACAGCACAGGCCAGGAACUGGGGAGAGCUGCGGAGUGUUUGGGGGCGCAAGGAUGUCCAGGCGGGCAAAGGGUUGACCUUGAUCGAGGUCUUUAUGCAUUAUGCUGAUGCUCCAAGGUUGCUCAAGAAGCUUGCAGCCUAUUUCGCCGAAAAAAACAAGGCGAACGAGGCGAGGAUGGCCGUCUAA
Messenger RNA from Trichoderma reesei QM6a, 1800 nucleotides. RefSeq names its product pyruvate decarboxylase. The record is from RefSeq and is a predicted model, not a curated record. The transcript has a single exon. NCBI's taxonomy places the organism in Eukaryota, Fungi, Ascomycota, Sordariomycetes, Hypocreales, Hypocreaceae. Bases 1 to 1800 code for a protein of 599 amino acids. Gene Ontology annotation, molecular function: carboxy-lyase activity; thiamine pyrophosphate binding; magnesium ion binding.